Caenorhabditis auriculariae is the source of this 1883-nucleotide messenger RNA. The record is from the annotation of a GenBank genome assembly. NCBI's taxonomy places the organism in Eukaryota, Metazoa, Nematoda, Chromadorea, Rhabditida, Rhabditidae.
AUGAAUACGGUUUUUCGACGCGAUUCCCGAGCCAAUUUCGGAAGCAGCCUUUCGGUCACUGAUGAGCUGAAUCCACUUCUGGCGGCCGUCCACGCCGUCUCCUCCAGAAGCCCUUCUCAUCAACUGUUCAUCAGCGUCGGCGGCAGUACCCCAAAAGCCGAGAAACGAGUCUCGUUCAAGGAUGUCGCGCCACGCCCACCUGAGCCAGAGCCGCUUGUCGCUCAACGCAAAGCUGCUAAACAUGCUCGCAAACAGUCUCGAACAGUCAACUCGGCCGGCAUGAACUUACUUGAAAGGUUUCUUUUUAUUUUUUUCAAAGUUGCUACUUUUUUUGAAUAAUUUUGACGACAAUUCAUCUGAAAAUUAAACUUUCUGUUUUUUUAGCCGAUUUUUUCGUGGUUUCCUUAGUAAAAAUUGAAGUUUUACUAUGAAAAACUCUAGCGGGCACUUGAGAGGUUCCUCAAGGGCUAUUCGAAGAGAGCACUAAAGUACCCACAAAAAUUCCUAAUUUAUGUUUAAGUGCUCACUAUAGUAGAUUGAAUUGCCUAGUGGUGCCUUCUGACUUCUGAAGAAGCCUCUAGAUGUUUGCCAACUAAAUGGCCACUAUCACGAAGACUAUAGUAGCCACUGGAACGUAAAAAACCCUGAAGUGUCGACUAGAACUUCCCCAGUAUUUCAAAUAAAUAGGUUGAGAAGUUCAGAAACAUAUGUAACUUUUUUCGAAAUUUUUAUAGCAACUUUGUUUCCGUGUAAGAAGCCUAUGACCUCGUUUAAAAUCAACCAAACUACUCAGAACUUUGAUGAAAUCUCUCAAAAUGCCUAAACACCUUUCCCAACAUAAAUCCGCGCAAACAACUCUAUGAACACAUGUGUUCGUUUUGAAGAUUCUUGUCGAGAGACAAUAUUUACGACGGCAGUGAAGCUGAACGGCACGUCCACUUCGCCUUCAGCGGAGAUCAACAACGAGGCUCCAGAAGAGAGACGUCUCCAGACACGCGACGGAGACUCAGCCGCAGUUGUGACCACCUCGAUGAUGAUACCUUCAGUCCGAGACUUCCGCCUAUCCGAAGAAGACCUACUAAACAUGUCUCUGCGUCUUUUUAUCGUCCUGGUUGGUUUGGGAACACUCAUUUUUUAUUUUGAAAUCUUACAUGACUUCUCUGUUUCUUUGCACCCAGCUUGAUAAUCUUUUCGGCGUGUUUGAAGACUGAAAAAGCUGUCAUGAAAAAGGCCUCUGAUUUUUCGAAUCCCCAGCAAAAUUUUCAGAGAGAUAUACAGAUUUCUUUAGCAAUUUUUAUUCUUUUCUUAUCGGUGAAAUGUAUUAUUUUUUUUCUGUGAAAGGCGCCGCUUUGCAAUAAUUUGUCCCUGGGAGCAAUAUAUUAUCGCUAUUCAUUGGCCGUUCUUCGCAGGCCAAAAGUCGAAAAGACUAUGCAAGAUUUAUCGUCUUUUUUCUGCGAUUUUUUGAUUUAUCAUUAGUUGGUGCAGAAAUCCGAACUCUUCACAUGAAAUAUAGCAAGUUUCUCUUUCGGAAAAGAAAGUUCAAUACUUUCUACAAGUUUCUUUCGGCUUUUGAACUCAGGGCGGUUGAAAUUGAAUUGAAAUGAAGGAUUAAAAAAAUGUCAGAUUUUUUUCCAAAAAAUUUAAUUUCCUUGAUUAAAACUUUUUCGAAGUUUUUCGAAUUCAUUAUGCUCCAUUCAUAGCCAAAAACGCCAUGAAUCCUGUCUUUUCCCGCUUUUUGGCGGUGAUUUUCUCAAGUGGAGACCCGCGAGGAAACAUCGCAAAACCGUGGAGUGUCGGAAGAAGACGAUUUGCUCUUCGAAGCUCGUUUCGGCUCGAAAUUUGCUUUUUGGAACAAAUUUGGGUAUAAGUCUCGUGAAAACUAA